AUUUCCAGUUACAGUCUGUUACAGUACCGACUCUCAAUAUUUAAUUGUUAUUAUUUUUGAUUUUCUGAAUUAAAUUAACAUGGAUACAGUAAUGGCGAAGGGCAAACCAUUAUCUAAAGAUGAAACUAAGGCUUUGCUGCAACUUAUUGAAAAUAGUCGCAUUAUAACUACUAAAUGUACCAACACCACCAACAACAAAUUAAAAAUAGAGGAGUGGACCAAAAUAACGGAACAAUUCAACGCAACGGCUACAACUUGUCGCAGAACGCCUCAGCAGCUUAGGUUGAAAUGGGAAAACCUUAAAAAAAACUCCCGUAAACGAGCAACGAAAAUAAGAAUGAACAACAUACAGACUGGUGGAGGUGCUCCUGAUUACAUACCCCCAGAUGAUAUAUUGGACCGUGUCGCUAGUGUCCUGGGGAGUACAGUUAGCGGGUUCACAGUACCCUUUGGAGGCGACAAGGAAGAUAUUGGUGAUGGUAUCUGUGUUGGUGAUGGAGUUGGUGGUGGUGUUGGUGAUGGUGUUAGUGGUGGUGUUGGUGAUGGUAUUGUUGGUGCUAGCGAUAGUGAGGGUCGGGAUAUGUUGAUCUUGCCUGAUGAAAUAGUUACAGUUGUAUCCUUGUCUGAGGAUAUAGCUGUCUCUGGUGCCCCGGUCAUGCUGCCAACUCCAGAGAGACCAAAGCCAUUUACAUUUAAUUCUUUUCAGACUCCUAGAAGGGCUGGUAAUGAUUUUUUUAUUUUAAAUAAGGAGAAAUUAACCAAUAGUACAAUAGCAAAUGAAAAAUUAAAAUUAGAAUAUGAAAAAUUAAAAUUAGAAUAUGAAAAAUUAAAAUUAGAAUAUGAAAAAGUAAAACCAGAAUUAGAAAAUAACAGAUUAGAAACUGAAUAUUACAAAUUAGAAAAUGAAAAAUUAAAAUUAGAAAUUGCUAAUUUAAAGAAAUAG
This is a messenger RNA of Achroia grisella, 943 nucleotides long. Its product is annotated as myb/SANT-like DNA-binding domain-containing protein 4. The record is from RefSeq and is a predicted model, not a curated record. Gene Ontology annotation, cellular component: nucleus. Lineage: Eukaryota; Metazoa; Arthropoda; Insecta; Lepidoptera; Pyralidae. The coding region runs from base 80 to 943 and encodes 287 amino acids. The transcript has 4 exons.